Annulohypoxylon maeteangense is the source of this 859-nucleotide messenger RNA. RefSeq lists its product as uncharacterized. The record is from RefSeq and is a predicted model, not a curated record. Bases 278 to 766 code for a protein of 162 amino acids. NCBI's taxonomy places the organism in Eukaryota, Fungi, Ascomycota, Sordariomycetes, Xylariales, Hypoxylaceae. The transcript has a single exon.
GAUAACCCUGGACCGAAACCUGGUAGACCCUUAGGCGCCUGCGACUCUGCCUCCGCUAGAAAGGAUUAAUUCAGAUCCUUCCUCUCAUGUAGGUUCUAAUCUCACUCUUCUAUUCUCUUCUCGUGAGUUGAUCUCUCUGCCUAUUAACCUUCGCUUCAACAUCGCUUCGUUCGUUUUUUAUCCGUAUCCAUAUACAAUAAUACAGUGCUCCGUGGCAGGCCACAGCAUCCGACGAUCAGUAAUAAUUUGCCUCUUGCUUAAACCCCUUAACGACAAGAUGCCUUCCACCAUGUUCCGAACAUCGUUCAAGUUCCUCGUGCUCCUAUUGUCUAUCUGCAACAUCGCAGUAGCCCAAGCCGAAGUCUUGGAUGCUUUAGUACCCCGACAAAGCCCAAGCGCAGCCGCCGCAGCUUCGCCCAUCUGCCAGAACUAUGCGAGAGUAGCCAACCUUUCUACCGUCGGAUUGAACUCAACCUAUCGCGCCGCCUUCUUGCGCUCUUCCAACCUAGGAACCUUCGACGCUCGCGCUAUCCUAGAUGUCGAAUCACCGAAGUUGAUGGGAAUGAUGAUGGACGUACAGCUAAACCAACAAUGUGGAAACCUUUCGCAGAUUGCUAUGGACGGAGCUGCCGCCAACCUUACCGCCGGCACUGUUCUUGGCCUACCGAUCGCAGAUGCUCCCGGCAUUGCCGUCGACGCUGUUGCUAUGCCCAUCGUUCAGGUCUCCAUCUUCUUGAUCUUCUGCGGAACGUGGUUAUCUUUGUAAACGGACAAGACGUGGGGUUUUGGCGAGAGAAGACAUCUCGCUUAUUGAGGAAUAGAAGUGGCUUGAAGAGCCCUCACUACCUAGUUGGUUAUA